AUGAAAGGGAAGGGGCGUGCUCCCGGUUACCUGGCGGGCCUGAGAGGCCGCUCUCCCGCCUCCGCCCUGGACGCUCCUGCACUGCAGACUCCCCCGAGUCGGGGGCCCCGGACCCCAGGGCUCAGAAGGACUCAACCAGGACUUUCCAAAAGUUGCCGCGGGGCCUUCCAAUCCCCUCUUCAAAGAAGAAACGGUGUCCUGGCCUUUGCCAGCGGUACCCCACGUUCUCCGAGCCGGCUCUGUCUCUCCUCCCUCCUGACAGCACCACAAGUGCGGCCAUCUCCCAAGUCUGGCCAGGCUGAUGGAGCCAGCGAGGAUUCUCUGCACCUUGACAUUCAGAAACUGAAGGAGAAGAGGGACCUGCUGGACACGGAGAUCUCCCAACUAAUAUCUGAAGGCUACAGUGUGGAUGAACUGGAGGACCACAUCUCCCAGCUCCACGAGUAUAACGACAUCAAGGAUGUAGGCCAGAUGCUGCUAGGCAAGCUAGCCGUGAUCCGAGGUGUCACCACCAAAGAGUUGUAUGCAGAAUUUGGCUUGGACAUGAAUGACUGAGCAAAGGCUAACAGCCCCUUGCCCAUGGCCCACUGGGACAGGCAGAUUUGGACAUGAGAGGCAACGCGAGCCCAGCCAGAACAGAACACCCACAGGCUUCCCAGCAAGAAAGGGUCAGGAGCCCUUUUCUAGAGAGCUCAAGCUGAGUUUGGAGGGAGCCCAGAGAAGAGGCAGACAGAGAAGAAGGGCUGUUCCCUGGUCCAAGUUUCCUGAAAUGUCCAGUGAUAUCUAUAUGUGUGUGUGUGUGUG
Herpailurus yagouaroundi (jaguarundi) is the source of this 804-nucleotide messenger RNA. It is a transcript of the gene SWI5, whose product is annotated as SWI5 homologous recombination repair protein. Gene Ontology annotation, biological process: double-strand break repair via homologous recombination. Gene Ontology annotation, cellular component: Swi5-Sfr1 complex; Swi5-Swi2 complex. The coding region runs from base 1 to 555 and encodes 184 amino acids. Lineage: Eukaryota; Metazoa; Chordata; Mammalia; Carnivora; Felidae. The record is from RefSeq and is a predicted model, not a curated record. The transcript is spliced from 7 exons.